Puntigrus tetrazona (Sumatra barb) is the source of this 1634-nucleotide messenger RNA. RefSeq names its product ankyrin repeat and SOCS box protein 8-like. NCBI's taxonomy places the organism in Eukaryota, Metazoa, Chordata, Actinopteri, Cypriniformes, Cyprinidae. The record is from RefSeq and is a predicted model, not a curated record. Gene Ontology annotation, biological process: intracellular signal transduction. Gene Ontology annotation, molecular function: protein binding. The transcript is spliced from 3 exons. The coding region runs from base 278 to 1147 and encodes 289 amino acids.
GUUAAUUAAUUAAUUUUACUCAGCACUUAAAUGUAUAAUUACACUGUAACAAGUAAAGUAAACUCUGUUAUUAAAUAAAUAGUAAAUGUGGCCGUAAGCAUAUCCACACUGACAUAAACCAGUAAAAACAUUGAAUGAUUCCUAAUGUAAAUAUAUUACUUGCUCUAUCAACCUUUAUUCUCUUGUUAAUCAAUUUUCUCCUAUUUUUCUCGCCGUGACAGCCAUCUCAUUUUGGUGCGCCGUCACCCGGUUUGGGUGAAAUGUCCUUUAGUUCCACAUGAGCUCUACUAUGUGGUACAUCAUGCAGAGUAUUCAGAGCAAAUACUCAUUGUCGGAAAGGCUCAUUCGAACCAUAGCUGCCAUUCGCUCCUUCCCACAUGAUAAUGUGGAAGAUCUCAUACGCAGGGGAGCAGAUGUGAACCGGAUGCAUGGCACGCUGAAGCCCCUGCACUGCGCCUGUAUGGUGGCUGAUGCCGACUGCGUCGAGCUUUUGCUGGAGAAAGGUGCCGAGGUAAAUGCCUUGGAUGGCUACAACCGCACUGCUCUGCAUUACGCAGCGGAGAAGGACGAGGGUUGUGUGGAGCUGCUUCUAGAAUACGGGGCCCAGCCGAAUGCUCUAGACGGCAACAAGGAUACCCCACUGCACUGGGCCGCCUUCAAAGAUAACCCCGAGUGCGUACGAGCCCUGUUAGAGAGCGGCGCAUGCCCGAAUGUCCGCGACUACAAUAACGACACACCCCUCAGUUGGGCGGCCAUGAAGGGCAACCUGGAGAGUGUGCGCGUGCUGCUGGAGUACGGAGCUCAAGUCCACGUCACCAACCUAAAGGGCCAGACGCCCAUCUCGCGGCUGGUGGCGCUGCUGGCUCGGGGCCUGGGCACGGAACAGGAGGAAGAGUGCCUGGAGCUGCUCUGCCGCGCCGCGGGGAGGUUCGAGAUCCGCAGGGCCGACGGCUCUUUACCACGUGAGCUCAGUAAAGAUCCUCAGUUACUGGCUCGACUCACUAGCCUCGUAGCCCAGCCGCCCUCGUUGCGGGCCUUGGCGCGCUGCGCCGUUCGUAACAGCCUGGGAGUUCAGUUCCUCCCAACUGCAGUGAAACAGCUCCCGCUUCCAGAGUCAGUGAAAGAAUACGUGCUCCUCAGAGACUGAGCGAGAAGACUGUGCUUAAUGUCGGACGUGGAGGAGGUAGAUGUCUUCUGUGUACGUGAACGUGAUUGUAAUCAGACUGCAAUCUGAAGUGUGUCUGUCCAUAUACAGUGGGUGAAGAAGUGAGGACGUUUCAUGUUUCUUUUGUUGCUAUAAUGCCAUCAAAAACAAAUUCAGACUCGGGCUACAGUAUGAUUGUCUGCUUGAGUGCGGAAAAAUAUUGAUCUGGGAGGAAGGAAACCCAUAAUAACAAUGUCCGAAACACUCUUGAUUGCGAAAACAUGAAAAUAAUUUAAAAAUAUUAUUUACCAGUAAAUCCUAUGUACACACAAAUAACACUUUAACAGCACUUAUAAGUUAUAGUUCUAUAUUACAUUUGUUUCUUAAAUUUGAAGUUUUCAAUUUUUAUUAUGCAGUAAUAUUUUUUUAAGACAGCUAAAACCUUUACGUUUUAAAGUCAAAUAAAUAUUAACAUGUUUGUUGAAUCAUU